Molecule: messenger RNA, 1076 nt
Organism: Cheilinus undulatus (humphead wrasse)
Lineage: Eukaryota; Metazoa; Chordata; Actinopteri; Labriformes; Labridae
Gene: tomm20b
Product: translocase of outer mitochondrial membrane 20b
Exons: 5
Coding region: 129-569 (146 amino acids)
Biological process (GO): protein import into mitochondrial matrix; tRNA import into mitochondrion; protein targeting
Cellular component (GO): mitochondrial outer membrane translocase complex; mitochondrial outer membrane
Molecular function (GO): transmembrane protein transporter activity
Source: RefSeq, a predicted model, not a curated record
CUCCGGGGUCCUGGCGGGUCCUUCAGCCCUGAGCUGCUCCGUCAGUCUCCUUCCGCUAGCCGAUCAUCGGUCCAAUAAUCGAUCGAUUCGCCGUAAAUCCUGAUCUCACGGACCGGGUCCCGGGAGUUAUGAUGGGCGGAAGGACCAGCGCGUUGGCCGCGGGAGUCUGCGGGGCUCUGUUCGUCGGUUACUGCAUUUAUUUCGACCGGAAGAGACGGAGUGACCCCAACUUCAAGAACAGACUGCGGGAACGGAGGAGAAAGCAGAAGGCCGCCAAGGAGAGGGCGGGCCUGGCGAAGCUCCCAGACCUGAAGGACGCUGAGGCGGUGCAGAAGUUCUUCCUGGAGGAGAUCCAGCUGGGGGAGGAGCUUCUGGCUCAGGGAGACUAUGAGAAAGGCGUGGACCACCUGACCAACGCCAUCGCGGUGUGCGGUCAGCCUCAGCAGCUGCUGCAGGUUCUUCAGCAGACUCUGCCGCCGCCCGUCUUCCAGAUGCUGCUCACCAAACUGCCCACCAUCAGCCAGCGUAUCGUGAGUGCACAGAGUCUGAGUGAGGACGAUAUAGAAUAAGGAGAGGAUCAAACCCCUUCCGUUCGCCCUCCUCUUCCUCACGUGGACUCCUCCUCUCAUUCUGACCUGCCAACGCCUCGGUCGCCAUCACUCCGGCCGACGUCUCCCACUCCCUGUCAAGGCGUCCUUAAGGAAAUUCAUUUUUUUAUUCCUGGUAACUCCGCGACGCUAGAGUUUGUUUUUUUACUUCAGUGACCCGUUUUUGGGGUAUUUCAGGGUCAUCCUCCAUCUUUAGUAGAACCAACAGGACCGGGUGGUGUUGAAGUCAUUGGUCAGCUUCUUCCUUCAGGUGAUGUAGCUCACAUCCCUACAGCGCCAUGUACCGGGUUUACAGCUCUGGUUCUAAUAUCACAGGUACACCAACAGGAAUCUUCAGCGUAUUUAUUCUUUUGUUAUCAGUCUUUCUGUUUGUUUAGAAACACUUUUUAAAAAGUGAUGAAAUGUUUCGUUCAUCGUAAGAGGAAAAUCCUCUUUGGGGAAAAAACAAAUAAAAAGUGAACAACUACA